GGCUAGUUACAUUAUGCUGUAUUUAUUGCUCCUCUGAAGAAUUGAACCACUCAGUGAAGACAAUGGCAAGAAGAAAUGUCCUCAUUACAGGUUGCUCCUCAGGAAUUGGACUGGCAUUAGCUGUAAAAAUGGCAAAAGAUGAACAGAAAAGAUUUAAAGUGUAUGCCACAAUGCGGAACCUGGCCAAGAAAGAGCCACUGGAGGAAGCUGCAGGUCACAGGCUGGGCAAAACCCUGGAGAUUAAACAACUGGAUGUCUGUGAUGAACAGUCUAUUAAAGCUUGUGUGAACAGUAUCCCUGACAGAAGGAUUGAUGUCUUAGUGAGCAAUGCUGGAAUGGGGCUCAUUGGACCUAUUGAAUGUCAGACCAUUGAGGAAAUGAAAACUGUGAUGGACACCAACUUCUUUGGCCUGGUUCGACUCCUGAAGGAGAUCUUGCCUGACAUGAAGAGGAGAAAGAGUGGGCAUAUAGUUAUAAUAAGCAGUGUUAUGGGAAUACAAGGUAUCUUAUUUAAUGAUGUUUAUGCCGCAUCUAAGUUUGCUGUGGAAGGAUUCUGUGAAAGUUUAGCUAUACAAGCACUCAAGUUCAAACUGCAGUUAAGUUUGAUUGAACCAGGCCCUGUGGUUACAGAGUUUGAAAGAAAAGUGUUUGAAGAUGGAAUGAAAAUGGAUCUUUCAGCUGCAGAUGAAGAAACAGCUGAGAUGUUUACUAAUAUUUACCUUAAAAAUUACAAACAAAUUUUCCAGAGCCUGGGACAAAGUGCUGAAGAUGUUGCAGAGCAUACAGUAAAGAUAAUUCUUGCAGAAAAUCCACCUUUUCGCCAUCAGACCAACACCUUGUAUACUCCAAUGACAACUCUGAAGUAUGCAGAUCCAAAUGGAGAUCUACCCAUUGACAUAUUCUACAAAAUGGUUUUUCAGCAUGAUAAAAUCUUCAGUGCAAGUCUCAACUUCAUCAAAUUGCUACGGUGGAGAAGCAGAAAGAGCUUUGACCUGGGAAAACCCUCACAAUAAGUAUGAGAUUAUAUAGUGCAAAUUGGAAUUACUUCUUGUAGCUACUGAUGACACAGUAUGUUGUUAUUCAAAUGCCUUUGCUCUGUAAUUAUGAAAAGGUAUGCAGGAUGGUUGUUUGAGCUUAACUAAGAUACUAAUUUCAAUGUGUGUCUCUUGAAUGUUACAGUUUGCAGAACCUUGCAAUUAAAAUCCUCUAACUAUAGUUUUGUUCCAUUUAGUGUUUGCUUUUUCCAGAGAUGUUUUCUUAGGAGCAUGAACUGAUAUUUGUGUAUUCAGUAUUAAUCUG
Messenger RNA from Cinclus cinclus, 1299 nucleotides. RefSeq names its product retinol dehydrogenase 8-like. NCBI's taxonomy places the organism in Eukaryota, Metazoa, Chordata, Aves, Passeriformes, Cinclidae. Gene Ontology annotation, cellular component: cytoplasm. The transcript is spliced from 6 exons. The record is from RefSeq and is a predicted model, not a curated record. Bases 63 to 1013 code for a protein of 316 amino acids. Gene Ontology annotation, molecular function: estradiol 17-beta-dehydrogenase [NAD(P)+] activity. Gene Ontology annotation, biological process: estrogen biosynthetic process.